Molecule: messenger RNA, 636 nt
Organism: Drosophila eugracilis
Lineage: Eukaryota; Metazoa; Arthropoda; Insecta; Diptera; Drosophilidae
Exons: 2
Coding region: 1-636 (211 amino acids)
Source: RefSeq, a predicted model, not a curated record
AUGAGAGUCAGCCAGUUCGGUUUAGUUUUGGCUUUAGCUUUGCUUCGACUGGCCAUCGAGGUGGUAGGGCAAGGAGAAUCAUAUAUCACGGAAUAUAACACAAGUCCAAAGAAAGCUGUGGCUAUUAUCAAGCAUAUCCAUGUCUUCGGCGAGUCCAACUAUAUGAAGGCUAAGAUAUACAUACACGAUGAUAGAUCCCACUUUGAUCUCUAUGUCCAGAUGGUCCAUGAGCUGGGCAGCAAUCAUCUCAUUAUGAACAUAAAGGUGCGCGUGAAACCGGAAGGAGGAAGUUCCUUUGUGCAAUUAUUCGAAUUGCGAAGGAUUAACUUUUGUGGUUUUCUCAGCGAAUAUAACACGAAUCCGGUGUUGCAAUAUAUGUUUAAGAAAAACAUCAAACUGAACGACAUCAUUAUAUGUCCCAUUCGUGUUGGAAACUAUUCGAUGAUAGACUCUGAUGUGGCAGGAAAUAUACAAACGGAUGGAGUCCAGAAUGGAACGUACAAGUUUUUUGCGGAAAUCGUCGAGGAAAUCGGAGAGAUAGCCAAAGUUUUUGCCAUUCAAGUUACCUCCUCGGUGUAUAUUGUUGACAAGGAACUGGAGUGCAGAAAUCUAAGAAAUUCUAUUCAAUGUGUUUAG